CCGUGAUUUCGUUGAGUGAGGGUGUGUGAAUAAUUUAUUUUUGUGAUUUGAAAUUAAACACCGGUGACAGUGCAAUAAGUUUUAGUUUAUAAUUAGACUGUAAGAAUCGGUGAUGAAAUCAACAAAUAUGGAUUGCUCAGACCGACUUAGUCCAGCCAGUGACAUGACUAGCGAGUCAGAAACGUCACUUCCGCCAUUCCCAUAUGAGAAUCAAAAUACCAACUUCUAUCAACCGGAUACACAGGAAAAACAAUAUUUUUCCUGCAAAGAGAAGUCACCCACCGAGAGAAGCAAAGACGUUUACCUACAAGAGAGCAACAAGAAUUUCGAUUACCUAACCCCGCCGCGGAGCAAAAAAUAUUUGAAUUUCGAACUUAAAUUGCCGCCAAUAAAUGAUAACUUCUUUCAAAUUGAAACCGAGGAACGAAUGCGUUCAUAUUUCAACGAAACACAGAAAUGCGUUCAAAACGAAAAUAAUUUGGCCGGAAUAGAAAUUGAGAUAAAUAAUCAAAAUUUUGAAAACGUACCAAGUGAUGGGAGAUUGUCUUAUUUCGACAGUGGUGCAAUGAGGCGAGUAAAUUUCAAUUCCGAGCAAGUGCAAUGUAUGUGUGAGGCGCUACAGCAAAAAGGCGAUAUAGAAAAGUUAGCUGCAUUUUUAUGGAGUUUGCCCGAAAGCCAGCUUGUCUGCGGAAAUGAGACUGUUUUGCGGGCCCGCGCUUUGGUAGCAUACCAUAGAGGCGUAUAUCAAGAGUUGUACGCCAUCUUGGAAACACACACAUUCCCGCCAAAACAUCAUUCAAUGCUGCAGACUCUGUGGUACAAGGCCCAUUAUAAAGAGGCAGAAAAGGUUCGCGGGCGGGCUUUAGGUGCUGUAGACAAAUAUAGAUUAAGAAAAAAGUAUCCGCUACCAAAGACAAUAUGGGAUGGAGAGGAGACAGUCUAUUGUUUCAAAGAGAAAAGUAGAAACGCUUUGAAAGAUUGUUAUUAUAGAAAUAGAUAUCCCACACCCGACGAGAAACGCGCACUAGCACAAAAGACAGGUCUGACAUUGACACAAGUGUCGAAUUGGUUCAAAAACCGGCGGCAAAGAGAUAGAACCCCUCAGCAACCGAAUAGACCAGAAAUUUUGGUGCCAGCACAGCAAGGCGGUUGGGCGCAGUCAUUCCUACCUAACGCCUAUUACCAUAAAAUACAGGAUACUACACAUUAUUUACACGGCAAUACGCCAUAGAAUAUGUUUUAACUUUAAUAGUUCCAAAAGUUGGGUUACUCUGAUAAACCGAUUUAAAUUACUGGAACGGUCUUGAGUGGUUACAUUAUUAUAAUGAAAUAUUAAGAUUUACAAUAUGCGAUGCGGUGAAACUGUUAAAUUGUAAUUAACGUACCAAAACUCAAUAUUGUAAUAUGGUUACAGAUUCCAUUAAUUCAAAUCCAACAAAUGCCAAGUUUCGAAAAAAACACAUAAAAAUAAAAGAAAAUCAUAGCUUUAACCCUUUCCGUUGAUUAAUUAGUAAUAUUACGAAUAUUCCUAUAUUGAGAAUAUAGACAAGACUCACAGGUUUUAAUGAUUAAGUUCUCUCAACAUCCGUAGCGCUGAUGCCGUAACCUUGGCAACGCGCGGAACAAAAAUUCAAGAUUGAAGUCGGGAUCGCAAUUGCUCCAAUAGUAUGUAUAAAAAGUGUAGUAGUAUAAAAGUGUAAUAUGUAUAUAUUUCCUACACAUAUAUACGGGGUAAACACCCCGUGCAUUAAUAUGAGUAUUUUGUAAAAGUUGCUGUAAAUAAAAUGCUAUGAAUUUGAUAUAAAUUUGUAAUAAUAAUUCGAUGUUCGUGUGGUCCACCACAGAUCAUAAACGUACUGGUUGAACAGACCAAAAGCAUAGACUAUUAUUAAAUACUUAGAAACAAUGUAUAGUAAGAAAUUUGUUUUGUUCCUAUUAAAGUUAUUAAAAUGCCUAUUAUUAUAAUUUAGACAAUAAGAAAUGGUUUACCUAAUUUAUUAGUUAUAACAACUAUUUUUAUUUCGUAGAAUACUUAAUUAUUCUCUCGCUGUAAAUUGCAUUAUCAGUAUUAUGAACAAUAUUAUAUAUAUCCUCUAGGUAUA
Molecule: messenger RNA, 2102 nt
Organism: Pieris rapae (cabbage white)
Lineage: Eukaryota; Metazoa; Arthropoda; Insecta; Lepidoptera; Pieridae
Product: protein sine oculis-like
Exons: 6
Coding region: 113-1231 (372 amino acids)
Biological process (GO): regulation of transcription by RNA polymerase II
Cellular component (GO): nucleus; transcription regulator complex
Molecular function (GO): RNA polymerase II cis-regulatory region sequence-specific DNA binding; DNA-binding transcription factor activity, RNA polymerase II-specific
Source: RefSeq, a predicted model, not a curated record